Molecule: messenger RNA, 1227 nt
Organism: Diversispora eburnea
Lineage: Eukaryota; Fungi; Glomeromycota; Glomeromycetes; Diversisporales; Diversisporaceae
Source: the annotation of a GenBank genome assembly
AUGUCGAAUAUUUCUAGGCAGAACUCCCAAGUAAAAGGGAAAGGGAAAGAAGUAAUUGAAGAAAGACCACCUAAAAAAGUCGCAAAUGAAUAUCAAUUGAAAGCAAUUGAGUGGGUUGAUGCUUUAGGCCAAACGCAACGUUUGAAGAUUAUCACUCAGAAUGGCAACGUUUUACUUUUAAGAGGAUUAAUUGAAAUUAAACCAUAUGAUCGCUCCUUCGUAACUUAUGAUUACCUUGUGGAAUUAUUAGGUGAUUAUUUGUUAAGAACAAUACCAAACGGAGAAAUUGGGGAAGCAGAGAUUCAGAAAGGAAUAUUAGAAGAUUUGAAUUUUAAUCAAUUAUCUAAGAUCAGUCAAGAAAAGCAACUCAAUUCACUUUCAAAAGAUUCAAAUCCAUUUAAUAAUUCUUCAUUUACCAGAACUUCAAUACAAGAUUAUCAUCAUACGUUAAACACAGCGUUAUCUAUUAUUCCUUCUUUACAAUCUGGUUUAGAUGUAAAUGUUAGAUUUAACUCUAUUCAUGGAUUUGAACCCACUGCUGAAUUAUCGGUAUUUGAUAUAUUUAAUGUGGAAUUGGUUCACGGAUGGGUAGUUGAUCCACAAGAUGAAGAAACUUGGGAAGUUGUGGUGGGAAAAUGUGGCAGUUACAAUAAAGCAGUUGAAUGUGUGGUAAGUGGAGACAGUUUAAGUAAAGGUGUUGUAUUAGAAAGCAAUGAAAAAUUAAAAGUUUCUAAUAUAAAACCUGAGAAAAAUUCAGAUUCCAUGGAAAAUUCAAAAUCAACUGCAACUCAAUUGACUUAUCAUGGUUUAUUAACAUUAUCCGAAACAUUACCACCCGGAAAUCUUUGCUUUUCAACACUUUUCAAGCAUCCCCAAACUUUAGUACUUUAUAUUCUAGUCACAGAUGCAGGAUUUGUUCAUGAACGUUCUGCGGUUUGGGAAUCACUUACCGAUGUAGAUCAAAAUGCAUCAGAAUUUGUUAAUGGAAAAUUCAUUAAGGGUGAAACUACUGGUGGAGAUUAUGUGGAAGUAUCAGAACAUCAUGAGAUAUCGGGAGGAGGAGAUCAAGACCUUCAACAACAAGAAGAUGAUCGUGAAGCGGAAUAUCUUCGUAAGCCACAAUCCGAUGCUAUCUCACAGUCAUCCGUUGGUAGUUCAUUUACUACAGCAUCAUCAUCUGAAAAAGAGCGAAGAAAGGAUAAAAAAAAAGAUUGUAUUAUCACAUAA